Kalmanozyma brasiliensis GHG001 is the source of this 1341-nucleotide messenger RNA. Its product is annotated as Aspartic peptidase. Gene Ontology annotation, molecular function: aspartic-type endopeptidase activity. The coding region runs from base 1 to 1341 and encodes 446 amino acids. NCBI's taxonomy places the organism in Eukaryota, Fungi, Basidiomycota, Ustilaginomycetes, Ustilaginales. Gene Ontology annotation, biological process: proteolysis. The transcript has a single exon. The record is from RefSeq and is a predicted model, not a curated record.
AUGAAGCUCGCUGGAGCCACCACACUCGUCUCGUCGGGCCUGCUCGCGGCUUCGGCUGUGAUGGCCGUUCCCGCUCCAUCCAUCUCGUCGCCCGUCCACAUUCCCAUCACCAAACGCAACCUCGUCAAGCGCUCCGGCGACGACCUGCUCAACUGGGCCUUUGAGCAGAAAGCCAUGCUGCAGUCCAAGUACAAUCUCCCCUCUACCUCGCAACCGCAACGUCGAGCCGGCGCAGCAUCCCUCACCAACGUCCAAUACGACUCGUCCUGGGUCGCUCCCAUCUCUGGCGGAACGCCGUCGAAAGAGUACUACGUCGUCCUGGAUACCGGGUCGGCCGAUUUGUGGAUCUCAGACCAGUACUACACUCCCUCCUCGAGUAGCUCGUUCCAGAACGACUCGUCGGCAUUCAACAUCCAGUAUGGAUCCGGCUCCGUUUCGGGCUACCUGGCAACGGAUACGUUCAGUCUGGCAGGUACGACGGUGAACAACCUUCACUUUGCCGUUGCCGACCAAGUCUCCCAAGGGCUGACGAGUGCGGCGAUGGAGGGCAUUAUGGGGAUGGGUUUCCAGCGACUCGCCUCGUCCGGCGAACCACCGCUGUGGGUCGCUAGCAACCAGAACACCUUCUCGUUCUACCUCGAGCGAGCGAGUCUGACCUCGGCGGACCAGACCCAGGCCGGUGGUAUUUUCACCCUCGGCGGCACCAACAGCAGCCUCUACCAGGGUGACAUUAGCUACAACUCGCUCAUUGAGGAGCUCUACUGGAUGGUGCGUCUUGGCGCCAUCGGGACCAAGGGCAGCAAUGUCAACCUCGGUAGCCUCACCCGCGCCGCCAUUGACACGGGUACAACGCUCGUCGGUGGUCCCGACUCGGUGGUCCAAUCGCUCUACUCCCAGAUCCCCAACUCUCGCUCCCAGGGCAACGGCUACUACUCCUUCCCGUGCUCCUCCUCGGUGGACGCAACGCUCACCUUCAACGGCAUGCAGUACACCAUCCCUGAUUCAGACUUCAUCGCGGGCACCCUCGACAACAGCGGUUCCCAGUGUCUAGGCGCCUUCUUCGGCCUCGGCUCGACCGUCCAGACCGACCUGCAGUGGAUCGUUGGCGAUGCAUUCCUCAAGAACGUCUACUCGGUCUUUACGACCAACGGCAACAACGGCAAUGCUGCCGUGGGCUUUGCCAGUUUGGCUAACGGCUUGAACUCGGGGACCAACUCGAAGAGUGUCGGCACCAGCAGCAACACGUCGUCGAGUCCCGCGGCUAGGUCGUUCGGCAGUGCAGGUGUCGGCGCUGUCGCCCUGGCUGUCGCCGUUUCUGCGCUGGCAGCGGUUCUUGCAUGA